This is a messenger RNA of Pseudogymnoascus verrucosus, 2155 nucleotides long. RefSeq lists its product as uncharacterized. The coding region runs from base 138 to 1958 and encodes 606 amino acids. Lineage: Eukaryota; Fungi; Ascomycota; Leotiomycetes; Thelebolales; Thelebolaceae. Gene Ontology annotation, molecular function: pyridoxal phosphate binding; transaminase activity. The transcript has 3 exons. Gene Ontology annotation, biological process: biosynthetic process. The record is from RefSeq and is a predicted model, not a curated record.
GUCUGCCAUUUCCUCUUUUUAUUCGCUGUUUGAUGCCCAAGGUUUCCUAUUACAUUGUCGUGCGAGAAAUCACAGUUCGUUGUAAAUAGGCGGCUGUAAAUUUACCAUCUCUGCAACUCACAAUCUUAUAACAAAAAAUGGUUAUGCCUCGGUUGAAGCCCUUUUCUGGCCAAGAGCCCAAGGCAGCCAGUCCAGCCAGUGAACAAAAGCCACCUCUGGAUCUGAGCCAUCACUACUCUCGAGUGACCAAGGCCCGGCAGGAGAGCAAUAUUAAGGCAUUUUACAAAUAUUUUGCUAUCCCUGGCAUUGGAAACUUAGCAGGUGGUCUACCAAACGCAUCAUACUUUCCAUAUGAUACCCUACAGGCCAGAGUUGCUCUACCUGACCGCUUCGAGCCUACUUCCACCACUUCAACCACCUUCUCACCAAAAUCAACUGAAUCGCGGAUAGCCUCGGAGCCAUUCGCCCGUAUUGUUGUGCCCCGCGAGUCCUCUUCUUCCGACCCUUCAUCUAAAAUUGACAUCACUACUGCCCUUCAAUAUGGUCAAGCAAGCGGAUAUCCACCUCUUCUCUCCUUCGUGCGCCAAUUUACGCGCGAGAAUCUUCACCCUAAUGUCCCUUACGCAGGUGGACCAGAGGUGAUACUUACCAACGGAGCACUCGACGGACUUUCCAAGGCAAUUGAGUGCCUGAGUAAUUCAUGGGACAAGACCCGCGAUUGGGUAAGUGAUCGUGAAGGGGUUCUCUGCGAAGAGUUUUCCUUCAUGAGUUCUAUCCAAUCUAUGAGGCCGCGAGGCUUGCAGAUUGUGCCAGUGAAGGUCGACCUUGAAGGGAUACUACCGAGCGGUCCUGGUGGACUAGAGGAUGUUUUGGAAAAUUGGGACAUAAGCAAAGGAAAGAGGCCUCAUCUUAUGUACACGAUAACCAUUGGCCAGAACCCCACAAGCGGAAUACUCUCUGUCGAGCGGCGGAAAGAGAUCUAUUCGAUCUGUACUAAAUACGACGUUGUGAUCAUCGAAGAUGAUCCUUACUGGCACCUCCAAUACCCAUCAGCAGCUUUAUCCGAGGCAUCCGCACGCAACCUCCCCCCUCCAGCACCAGUUACCACAAUAUCAUCAUCGCAAAAGUCCUCGGGCUUCCCAUUCCUUGACUCUCUCGUCCCUUCCUAUCUCUCAAUAGACACAGACGGUCGUGUCGUCCGCCUCGACACAUUCUCGAAAUCAAUUGCGCCCGGAUGCCGGCUGGGUUGGGUCACCGCACAGCCCAAGCUCAUAGAACGCCUCCUCCGCAUUACAGAAGGGACAACGCAAAACCCAUCCGGCUUCGUCCAGGCAAUGGUUGCGCAGGUCAUCAUGGGUCCUCAGAGCAACGACCGCAACAGCGGCCCCACUGGGUGGAAAGUCGACGGGUGGGUGCGCUGGCUUGAAGGGCUAAGGGGCAAUUACGAGCGCCGCAUGCAGAUAAUGAGCGCGGUUCUCGAGGAGGGAAAGUUCACAAUACAGCAGAAGCGGAUGGCGAAUGACGAGGACGCUGAGUGGGCCGUUGUUAAGAAGGCGGAAAUGUACAAUUUCUGCUGGCCGCGCGGCGGGAUGUUCCUAUGGCUGAGAUAUAAUUUUGAUUCUCACCCGCUAGUUGGACAAGUUGACGGUCCCCGCCUUGCGAAGGCGCUUUGGGUCUGGCUCACGCGGAAGCCAUAUUUGGCGCUUGUGAUGCCGGGAGAGAUAUUCGAUGCUGUUCCGGGGUCGACAACAUCGGAGGGAUGGAGAUUUUGUAGAAUCUGUUUUGCGGCGGUGGAAGAGGAGGAUGUACAGAAGGUAAGUAUCGGGUUUGCAAGGGGUGUUGAGUCAUUUUGGCACCUGAGGAAAGUGAAGGAUAUAGAGGGGAUUGAAGCAUGGGCUGCAAGCGAGGAGAGGGAGCAGCAGGGAGUGACGGAUUUAGGGGCCGGCUGGGCCUGUUGAGGUUUCUAUAUGGACUGAUCUAGGUCCAUUCCCCAACAACCCCAUUACAUAGUAGUACGGCGGUGUAUAUUUGAAGGAUAUGAUGUGUACUUAAGGCAACGAGGCUGUUCUCAUAUGGUGUUAUGUAAAUAAAUGGUCACUAAAUACGCAUCACUGCUUCUCUUCAUUAGUGUUCAUUCAAAUAUCAUAAAUUCAAC